AUUUUACUUUUUCUUGGUUGAAGAAAAUGUUGUUAGUGUCAAACUUAACUCCUCAAAUUAACUGAUGUUUAUGGAAGAAACAAGGUAUUCCAGGAUAAAAUUGAAAUUUUAAGCUGAAGCACCACCUAGUGAUUAGAUAGUGCGUUGUUUGGUUGCCAUAGCAUCUGAAUCUCUUCAGCGACAAAUAGUUCUUCAAAUUUCAAACUUUAUUUUACUGUGGCAAAAUACUUAUUGGUUGAAGAGAUAUACAAAAAUAGAUAAUAAUGUCGCAGUUCCGAAAAAUGGUUGAACGCUCAUCCAUUAGAAACUUACCGUCAGCAUCUCAACAUUCGAAAUCCAAGACCCGAUACGAAAAUGUGAGCCCUAAAACCAAUUCUGGAUAUCAUGUUGGAAAAAUGAUGGAGGAUUUUGAUAUUAUUCAGAGGAAUUUUCGCUUUAAACCUGAUGAAAUAUUUCCACGCAUUAAAAUAUCAUUGCUGGUGUCUCUGAUCUGUGAGAGUAUAUAUCUCGAGACUGAUUCUCACCAAGCAAAGAAUGAAGCAAUGGGAGAAGCUGCUGCCACAACUACUGCAAAGUCUACACUUUCUUCAUAUGGUACCCAUCCUUAUAAUGAACGAGAAAAGAAGGGCAACACUCACAUACCAUAUCUUCUCUUAGAUGUGAGGGAUUUGGAUGAGUAUAACAAAAGUCACAUAAUCACUGCAGAAAACUACCCUAAAAGUCUGCUGUCACGGGCUAAUUUUGAAAUCCCUUCCCUUCUCAAAUAUAAAAACCAUCCGGAACAUGUAAUAGUCAUUUAUGAUGAAGAUGAAAUACUUGCACCUCAAGUAGCUACAACUCUGAUGGAACGAGGCUACGAUAAUGUUUUUAUAUUAAGUGGCGGAUUGAAAGUGGCCAAGCAUUGCUUUCCACAUUCUUUGGUAGUAACCCCAGAAGUAACUAUGACUGUGGAAACAAGUCAGAUACUAGAAACACAACUCCAGCAGAUGAGCUUCCGCUAUCGCAAAUGAAACUUAUUUUAGUACUCGUGGGCGUGGUUUCACACCUUACAUGUUUAGGUUUAUGAUUAUAAAAACACUAAAAGUUUUUUAAUUUGAAAUUGCAAGCGUUUAAAGAGUAGUUGCCUAAGGUACUUGUCCUUUAUCUUCUUGCGACGCUAAAUCGCACAAUUUCAUGCUUAUUCUUGUGUAAGACAAAAUAUUCAUUUUUAUUUGUAUGUAAAUUUUGUUUGUUCCAUUUCUGUUACUGUUUCAUUCUAUUGGAAUAUCGUAACUGAAACCCAUAUUUAAAUAAAGGGCAAGCUUCAGAUUAACGCUAUGUAAA
Daphnia magna is the source of this 1323-nucleotide messenger RNA. RefSeq names its product centrosomal protein of 41 kDa. Gene Ontology annotation, biological process: protein polyglutamylation; cilium assembly. Lineage: Eukaryota; Metazoa; Arthropoda; Branchiopoda; Diplostraca; Daphniidae. The transcript has 5 exons. The coding region runs from base 264 to 1010 and encodes 248 amino acids. Gene Ontology annotation, cellular component: ciliary basal body. The record is from RefSeq and is a predicted model, not a curated record.